CCCCUACCCCCUCGCUCUCCCUCCGCCUCAACACCCUUCUCCCCUAACCCGCUUCGCUGACUCUGCCGGGUAUGACGGACCGUGUUCUGCUGGACCCGUCGACAGUGAUGGAGGUGGAGACGGCAGCAGGGGAUGUGUUCCCUGGCUCUUCGGCUACCUUUACCAUGCUCAUUGAUGAUCCGUCGCCUGCUGUGGAAUGGUACCGGAAUAUGUUCAUUGGUCGUGAUCAUGUUCAUUAUGUGGCAAGCGAUGACGAGGCCCUCGGUGGUGUGGUCAUCUUCUCGGUCAUGAUGACGGCGGUGCAGAAAAUCGGUGUCCAGUAUCGGAUCAUUGUCUGGUCGGUCAAGUCGAUUGUACGCAAAGUCAUCGAAGCGCCAGCGCCAAUGUCGUUUCCCGACCUCCUCACUGCCGUCGACCCGCACCUUGGCGCCCAUCGCAAGCUCUUUGCCAAGCUCGACCGCGCGCAUGUGACCUCGCCCUCGGCGCAGAACACGCUGCUCAAGCUCGAGAAUGAUGAGCCCAAGCUCCGGAUCAAGAUUGGCGUCCUGUUUGCCAAGCAGGGCCAGACCGAGGAGACCGCCAUGUACCAGAACGAGCACGGCUCGCCGGCGUUUGAAGAGUUCCUGGAUCUGUUGGGCGACCGGGUCCGCCUCAAGGGCUUCACUGGGUACUCUGCCCAGCUCGACACGUCACACGACGGCUCAGGCACCCACUCGGUCCACCGCUCCAAGUUUGCCGGCUACGAGAUCAUGUUCCACGUCUCGACGCUGCUGCAGUACGACCCGACUGACGAGCAGCGGAUCCAGCGAAAGCGGUUCAUCGGCAACGACAUUGUCAUGAUUGUGUUUAUGGACGGCGACACGACGUACAACAUCGAGUGCAUGGCGUCACAGUACACCCGGGUUGUCUUUGUUGUCCAACCUAUCGACCACCCGGAGCUCGGCCCGGCCUACGCUGUCGCCGCAGGUACCAUGAAGGGCCUCCGCGCUUUUGGUCCGCCGGUCUACUCGGUCUACCCGCGCUCCGAGGCCUUUAUCGAGACUCUCCUCGCCAAGUGCAUCAACGGCGAAAAGGCGACCAUGGCGUCGACCGAGUUUGUCAUCCGUGACCGCCGAACCCGCAAGGGCUACCUCGACAUCUUCCACGCCGACUACGCAAACCCCAAGGCGCUGCGCAAGAAGCAGCUGCGCAAGGACAACUCGCUCGAGCUCAUUCCGGUCUACACCCAGGACCUUGCGGCGUCGACGGCGUCUGCGGCUCAGGCCUUUACCCUCGAGCUCGCCAUGGACGCCUUUCCGCACCCGAUCUCGGCCGUCGAGACCCACGGCGACUCGCUGCUCUUUGGCACGCCCGAGGGUCUUUACAUCUCGGCCAUCGGCUCGCUCGAGUGUCACAAGGUGGUCAACAUGCCGUCCAUCUCGCAAAUUGUCGUCUCACCGACCACCGACUCGCUCCUGGUCCGGACCAACAAGCUCAUUGUGGCACUCUCGCUUUCAGCUGUCCUCGCCGGCGACUCGCCGGGUGUCGCCGUGGUCCCGGCGCGCAACCCGUCGGCGGUCGACGUGGCCACCAUUGGCGAGACCACGUUCAUUGCCGCCGUCCAGUGCUCGGCUGCCGGCGCCUCGGCCACCGACGGCUCGUACUCGCUCGAGGUCUUCCAUGCUGCUUCUGGUGACAUCACUCUCGCAAAGUCGGUCCCGCUCCGCGGCGCGCCGACGGCCCUGGCCAUCGUCCCGUCGCUCCGCGGCGCGCUCAUCGGCCUCGACCUGGACUUUGUCUUUGUUCCUUUCACCAACUACUUCUCCAUGCCGGUCUGCACCCUCGCUACCACCAAGCCGAUGCGGACUCGCCUGCUGAAGCUCCCCGAUGACGCCAUUGCCGGCGCCGGCGCCGCCGACCGUGCCUCGCUCGACUCGGCCGCUGUCGCCAGACUCCUCGCCGCCGACGCCCUCACUCCCUCGGCGGCCCACGGCGUCUUUCCGCUCGCAGACUCGGGCGAGACGCUCCUCUGCUACGACACCUUUGGCGUUGUCCUCAAGUCCGAUCUCCAGCUCGACCGCAACCGCAUCUUUGAGUGGGUCUCGCCGCCUGUCCACUACUUUGUGGCAUCCAACGCCCUCCUCGUCGUCGUCUAUCGCACCUUUUCCGAGGUCUACUCGCUCCGCAACGGCUCAUGCAUCGAGUCGCAUCUCGUCACCUCGCCUGCAGAGUACUUUUGCCGCGGAAACUCGCUCUACCUGCCGUCAUGGGAGCCGCUCACGUCCACUUGCUCGCUCUACCGCCUCCUGCCCAAGCCCUCGCCGUUCCUCGCCGCCAGUGCAGGAAACGCGCCCCCACCCCUCGCGCGGGCGUACUCCCGCUUCCCGGCACAGCAGUCGAGACCUACGCCUCGGUCGGCGAUUGCGACUCGCUGCCGGAUGUUGACCAGCUGAAGAGACCGAGCGGCGCCAAGCCGACGACCGUGGCUGACAGGCUUAAGGCCCGCGCGCCACCUAAGCGGACUCGCUCGGCCUCGGUCUUUGACCGAGUCUCGAUGUUCCAGACAAAGGCCGAGGCCGCAGCCUCGAUGCAGGCCCAGCCCAAGAAGCCUACCGCCGCACCGCCUGUCGCUUCGCCGCCGCUCAACAAGUCGUCGUCAUCGCCGUCGGACCUGGCCUCCAAGCUCGAGGCCGCGCGCGCCGCCGCCGCUGCCGACACCGCAGGCGGCUCUGCCGCCGCCCGGACCGUCCCACCGCUGGUGCCGUCGGCGUCGGCAGCCUCAGUCGUGCUGGCCAAGCCGUCGUCCAAGCCCACCACUACCCAGCCGUCUUCGCCGUCGUCGCCGUCGUCGCCGUCGGCCUCGUCGUUUGCCUCCAAGCUCGAGCGCUUCAACUCGGAGGCCGCGCCGGCCCGGGUCCAAAAGGCCGCGCCGCCCGGACGCAUCUCCAAUGCCUCGCGCCGCCGCGACUUCCGCUCGCGCCGCCAGCAACUGGCAGUGGCCAAGACCACACGGUCGGCCUCGUCGUCACACGCCCACACUGACGCAGCUGCUGCUGCCUCGUCCUCGGCCGCCUCUUCGCGCCAAGCAGAGCGCCAGUCCAAGCGCGCCACCAUCAAUGACGCCGACGCCUACGACAUUGACAUCGAGUCGCUCACCUCCAAGUGGGAGAGUAUGGGCAUGAUCUCGUGAUAAACAAGUCCUCCCCUCA
Messenger RNA from Thecamonas trahens ATCC 50062, 3188 nucleotides. RefSeq lists its product as uncharacterized. Gene Ontology annotation, biological process: activation of GTPase activity; regulation of small GTPase mediated signal transduction. Gene Ontology annotation, cellular component: cytoplasm. The coding region runs from base 72 to 2432 and encodes 786 amino acids. Gene Ontology annotation, molecular function: GTPase activator activity. NCBI's taxonomy places the organism in Eukaryota, Apusomonadida, Apusomonadidae. The record is from RefSeq and is a predicted model, not a curated record. The transcript has a single exon.